AACCAACUAUAGGUUCUUUGUUUGGUUUGUACAGAUGGAGGAUGAUAUUUCACCUGUGCUGGCUCCCAAGCAGAAAGAUGCUCCAAAAGAAGAACCUGUCGAUAACAGUCCUUUAAAACCAGCUUCUUCGGGAUCUGCUCGGGGAACUCCAACUACAUCUAAGUCAGCAAAAGGAAAGAGAAAAGUCAGUGGUGAUGAUGCAAAAGCUAAUAAUGGUGCACCUCCAAAAAAAGUGAAGACAGAAAAUGAGGUGAAACCUUCAAAAGAAGAAACUGUGCCUACCUCAAAAAGUAGUGUACCUGCAAAAGGUGCACCUUCAUCAACUUCAAAAACUGCAUCAACACCAUCUACUGGACCCGUCACAGAAGAUGAAAUUCGUGCUGUUUUAAUGCAAAAGACUCCUGUCACAACGCAGGAUCUUGUUGCUAAAUUCAAAUCAAGAUUAAAAGGCAAAGAGCAGGAUAAGGAUGCUUUUGCGGCUAUACUGAGGAGAAUUUCCAAGAUACAGAAAACCAACGGGCCAAACUACGUAGUUUUGAGAGAGAGAUGACUUUGGGCUGCCGGCACGCAAGGUAUGCUGUAGUUCCGACUCUUCUGUAUCUGCUGUACAUUGAGGAAACUGAUUCACCUAAGGAUGGUUUAGGUUUUUUUAAAAACAGAAAUAAAAACAAAAAGACAAACCAAGAAAACAUUGUAGUAAGAUGCUUUGUGUUCCUGUUCUCUCUCCCUCCAAGGGAAACAUAGGAAGAAAUAGAGAGACAAUAAGAACAACUCCGUUUUAAGCCCUGUAGUUUUAACUGAUUGAGCUCUGGUAAUCUGCUGACAAUGAAUUAAAUACUGUUGUAUUUGUGUUUCACU
This is a messenger RNA of Camellia sinensis, 858 nucleotides long. The record is from RefSeq and is a predicted model, not a curated record. NCBI's taxonomy places the organism in Eukaryota, Viridiplantae, Streptophyta, Magnoliopsida, Ericales, Theaceae.